Messenger RNA from Endocarpon pusillum Z07020, 375 nucleotides. RefSeq lists its product as uncharacterized. The coding region runs from base 1 to 375 and encodes 124 amino acids. Gene Ontology annotation, cellular component: membrane. Lineage: Eukaryota; Fungi; Ascomycota; Eurotiomycetes; Verrucariales; Verrucariaceae. The transcript has a single exon. The record is from RefSeq and is a predicted model, not a curated record.
AUGUUGUUGGGCCGUAUGGUGCAAUUCUUCCUCGGCAACCGAAGAGUCUAUAAAAUCAAAGCCAAGCUCUUCACCUGGAUCUUCAUCUUUCUGGACAUAGUCUCCUUCCUGGUACAAGCCGCUGGAGCUCUCAUGGCGAACGAUCAAGAUGCGCCAGAAAUUGUGAAACAAGGCCUCCACGGCUACAUGGGAGGCAUCGGGCUACAACAAUUCAUCAUUUUCAUCUUUACCUCCAUGGCUAUCCGCUUCCAGACAAAGGUCAAGGAGCGGGAACGACGCAAUCUCUAUGCCGGCGAGCGAAUCUCAAUGACCGAAUACCGUUCUCCCCGCCAAGCCCGCAAACUUCUCCACGUUAUCUAUGUGGUCCUUGGUUAA